UCCUUCCCACACAGUCCGGUGGGUGGAGAUGUUGAUACAGAAACUUGGAGGUUUUACGUGUUAGACGGGUUUCCCAAGCGUUACAAUUUAUAUAGACCUACACAUUUUAACGUGAUAGUUUUUAAAAUCUGAAAACGUGUUUCUUCGGAACGCAUUUCCGUCAAAUUGUUGCUGCUUAUCAAGACAAGAGUUGUGCUGUUUCUCUCACGUCUGCUGGGGGUACAUGCUGUCACACAUGCAGCUGCUGGUCGGAGACUCAACUCUGCAUACAUUCAUGGAGCAACGUUAAUGUCGGGAAAACCUUAACGCAUAACUCAACGAAUACACUGACCAGGUUAAAAGCUACUUCCUCCUUGGACGUGAAUGGACACUUGACUGUUUUGCAACCAAAACAACGUAAGAGGGCGUAUUUUUGUUAUUGGAGUAAAAAAACGUUUCCUCUUUCCAAACCAACCGGGGGAAAUAAAGAAGGCAGGCAAGAUGGUGGUCAACACCAUCCACUGGUUCAGGAAGGGACUGCGGCUGCAUGACAACCCGUCUCUAAGAGACUCUAUCCGGGAUGCGGACACCCUGCGCUGCGUUUACAUCCUGGACCCCUGGUUCGCAGGGUCCUCCAAUGUGGGCAUCAACAGGUGGAGGUUUUUGUUGCAAUGCUUAGAGGACCUGGAUGCCAGCCUGCGAAAAAUCAACUCCCGCUUGUUUGUCAUCAGAGGCCAGCCUACAGAUGUCUUCCCUCGGAUUUUUAAGGAAUGGCAGAUCAACCAUUUAUCUUAUGAGUAUGACUCGGAGCCGUUUGGCAAGGAACGUGAUGCUGCCAUCCAAAAACUAGCCAGCGAGGCUGGGGUAGAGGUCAUGGUACGGACUGCUCACACCCUCUACAAUCUGGACAAGAUCAUAGAACUAAAUGAGGGUCAGUCUCCUCUUACAUACAAGCGCUUCCAAGCCCUCAUCAACCGUAUGGAACCAGUGGAACUGCCUGCAGAGACGAUCACGUCGGAGGUUAUCAAAAAAUGUGCCACACCCAUCAGCGACGACCAUGAUGACAAGUUUGGGGUGCCCUCCCUAGAAGAGCUUGGUUUUGAUACAGAGGGCUUGACCACUGCAGUAUGGCCAGGUGGAGAAACAGAAGCCCUCAUGAGGCUAGAGCGGCAUCUGGAGAGAAAGGCAUGGGUGGCAAACUUUGAGCGUCCGCGUAUGAAUGCCAACUCCCUGUUGGCCAGUCCCACAGGCCUAAGCCCCUACCUGCGCUUUGGAUGUCUCUCCUGUCGGCUCUUCUACUUCAAACUUACUGAUCUGUACAGGAAGGUCAAGAAGAACAGCACACCACCACUUUCCUUGUAUGGUCAGCUGUUGUGGAGGGAGUUCUUCUAUACAACUGCCACCAACAACCCCUGCUUUGACAAGAUGGAGGGAAACCCUGUGUGUGUCCAGAUCCCCUGGGACCGAAACCCUGAGGCGCUGGCUAAGUGGGCAGAGGGAAAGACGGGCUUUCCUUGGAUAGACGCCAUUAUGACCCAGCUGAGGCAAGAGGGGUGGAUUCAUCAUUUGGCGAGGCACGCUGUGGCCUGCUUUCUCACCAGGGGAGACCUCUGGGUCAGCUGGGAGGAAGGCAUGAAGGUGUUUGAAGAGUUGCUUAUAGAUGCGGACUGGAGUGUAAAUGCUGGCAGCUGGAUGUGGCUUUCUUGCAGUUCAUUUUUCCAGCAGUUUUUCCACUGCUACUGCCCUGUGGGAUUUGGACGACGCACGGACCCCAAUGGGGAUUUCAUCAGGCGUUAUUUGCCCAUCUUGAAGGGCUUUCCAGCCAAAUACAUUUAUGAUCCUUGGAACGCCCCAGAGGAGGUCCAGAAGGCAGCCAAGUGUAUUAUAGGAGUCCACUACCCCAGGCCCAUGGUGAACCAUGCUGAGGCCAGCCGCAUCAACAUAGAGCGGAUGAAGCAAAUUUACCAGCAGCUUUCUACCUACAGAGGACUCGGCAUGCUGGCAACGGUACCUGCAAAUGGCAGUAAUGUCGGAGGAGUCAACACGGGGACCAGUCACGGUCUGGGAGGGUCUUCUGAAGGCCUCUCCACAUACAUGGCAACAUCUCGAACAGAAAGAGUACAGUCCUCGCUGAAGCGGCACCGUGAAGAGGGUCCAUCUAAAGGCGGCUCUAAAUCCUGGAGGCGGAGCAAAUAGUAUGCAAAUGGAAGAGCACAAAGGGUCCUUCAGUCGGUCUGGAUUAUCGGGAUAGCAUCUUCUCCUGCACUGGCCUCAGCUGACACACAGUAGCGAACUGUAACUAACAACCAUAGAUAUCCAUAACAUGUCUUGAUCUCCACAUAAGACAUCUCAGGAACCAAGGAAGGCAUUCAGAUACAAUACUAUUAUUGAAGACACAAAGGUCUGAUGUACAGUAGAAAUGAAUAUUAAAACACUGUCAGUUUUGACAACAAAAGCAGGCCUUUAUAAAGGCCAUCAUACAUUUUGUCAAUAUUUAUUGCUUUUAUUUCUAACUUUUGUAUGUUUGUUUUUGUAAAUAAAGUGUUGUGCAAAACACAACAAGUUAUAUUGUGAA
Messenger RNA from Cottoperca gobio, 2554 nucleotides. It is a transcript of the gene cry1b, whose product is annotated as cryptochrome circadian regulator 1b. Gene Ontology annotation, biological process: negative regulation of DNA-templated transcription; circadian regulation of gene expression; entrainment of circadian clock by photoperiod. Bases 481 to 2175 code for a protein of 564 amino acids. The record is from RefSeq and is a predicted model, not a curated record. Gene Ontology annotation, cellular component: nucleus; cytoplasm. Gene Ontology annotation, molecular function: DNA binding; FAD binding. The transcript is spliced from 11 exons. Lineage: Eukaryota; Metazoa; Chordata; Actinopteri; Perciformes; Bovichtidae.